Syzygium oleosum is the source of this 1968-nucleotide messenger RNA. Its product is annotated as disease resistance protein L6-like. The coding region runs from base 1 to 1953 and encodes 650 amino acids. NCBI's taxonomy places the organism in Eukaryota, Viridiplantae, Streptophyta, Magnoliopsida, Myrtales, Myrtaceae. Gene Ontology annotation, molecular function: ADP binding. The transcript has 3 exons. The record is from RefSeq and is a predicted model, not a curated record. Gene Ontology annotation, biological process: signal transduction; defense response.
AUGGUGAGCUUAGAUGCAGGAACAUCACCGGGAAGCGAGUACCAAGUGUUCCUGAGCUUCAGAGGACCUGACACUCGGACUGGAUUCACUGACGUCCUCUUCCAUAGCUUGACUGGUGCUAGAAUCUGCGUCUUUCGAGACAACGAAGAGCUCCGUGUCGGGGAAAGAAUUGACGGAUCGCUUCACCAAGCAAUCAACAACUCUAGGAUAUACAUACCCGUUUUCUCUCAGACCUACGCUUCGAGCCAAUGGUGCCUCCGCGAACUUGUGCAAAUCGUGGCAAAUACCUGCAAAUCAGAAGGUAAUAAAGAGAUCCUACCUAUUUUCUUCGACGUGGAACCUGAUGAUGUUAAGCUUAAAACUCCGUUGUAUCGGGAUGCGAUACUAAAUUUGGAGCGCGACAAGAAGUUGAGCAAUGAGCAAGUACAUGCGUGUAGAGAGGCUCUUAUGGAGGUUGAUGCGAUAAAGGGGUGGGAAGUGAAGAAGUAUAAAGGUCAUGGCGAACUGAUCAACUUGGUAGUUGAGGAGGUUGUGGAAAAGUUGAAGACAAAACAUAGAUUGGUUACUGAACAUUUAGUUGGAAUUGAUGAACGAGUUGAAGCAGUAAGCAAAUUGUUAGACGUCGAUUCUUGCGACAUUCGACUCAUUCAAAUUCAUGGCAUGGGAGGUAUCGGUAAAACGACUCUUGCCAAGGUUGUCUUCAACCAACUCUCUUCUCAUUUUGGAAGCUGCUGUUGUUUCCUUGAAGAUGUUCGAGCGAAGUCAUCAAGAACUAAUGGCUUAGUCGAGUUGCAAAAGAAGUUAUUAUCUGAAAUCGGCGUUCAUGCAGGAACAAGGAGCAUUGACGAAAUUGAUUAUGGAACGAAGAGGACUGGACAAGCACUGUGCAAUAAGAAACUCUUCAUUGUACUUGAUGAUGUUGAUAACAUCGAACAAGUGGAGAAAUUAAUUGGAAAGAGUACUUUGUAUUUCGGAUCUAGAAUAUUGAUUACAACUAGAAAUAAAGAUGUUUUGCGAAUCAAUAGUUUAAAGUGUCAAAUUUUAGAUUAUGAAAUGGAGAUGAUGAGUACCGAUUGUGCCCUUGAGCUUUUCAGUAGGCAUGCAUUUAAUAGAGACUUUCCUCCAAAUGAUUACAAUAAUCUUUCAAGGAAAAUCGUAUCUUCUACUGGGAGACUUCCGUUGGCUCUAGAAGUAAUUGGUUCGUUACUCUUCCACAAAAAGCAAGAACUAUGGAAAGAGAUAUUGGACAAGUUAAGAAAAUCACCUCAUGAGGAUGUUUUUGGAAAGUUGAAGAUCAGCUAUGAUGCCUUGAAUUUCGAGCAACAACAAAUUUUUCUCGAUAUCGCAUGCUUUUUUAUUGGUAGGGAUAAGCACAAUGCAAUUUACAUGUGGAGAGAUUGUCAGUUUUUCCCUAAUACUGGAAUUGAUGUCCUAAUCAGCAUGUCUUUGGUAAAGAUUGGGGAGGACAAUAAUUUUUGGAUGCAUGAUCAACUCAUAGAUCUUGGAAUAGAAAUUGUUCGUCAAGAAAAUCCAAUAAAUCCCGGAAAGCGUAGCAGGUUACGGAAUUGCAAUGAGAUCCUUGAUACUAUAACCACAAAGGAGAUGAAAAAUGUUCAAGCAUUGGAUCUUGAUCUACGCGGCAGUUAUCUUGAGGUCGUUAUUAGAAGUGAAGAGAUUGGAAGGUUUGAACAUCUAAGAUACCUCAAAUUAAAUGGGGGAACCUUUGUUGGUAACUUAGCGAAUCAUCUUACCAAUUUAAGAUGGAUUUGUUGGAGUUGUCCUUCUCCAACCUCUAAGCUAACCAACAUGCACUUAAAGAAUGUGGUCAUUCUUGAAUUAAUGGACAAUGAAUUCAUAGAUGAUUCGAAACUGCAAAGCACGAUCAAGGUCUGUAAUAUACUUAUUCUUGUUCUAUUUUCUUUGAAAGUAAUAUAUGACUGUUCAUCCAUUUAAUAAUGCAUUCAUUUU